Molecule: messenger RNA, 2599 nt
Organism: Bombus pascuorum
Lineage: Eukaryota; Metazoa; Arthropoda; Insecta; Hymenoptera; Apidae
Product: potassium channel subfamily K member 9
Exons: 8
Coding region: 160-1335 (391 amino acids)
Biological process (GO): potassium ion transmembrane transport; stabilization of membrane potential
Cellular component (GO): membrane
Molecular function (GO): potassium ion leak channel activity
Source: RefSeq, a predicted model, not a curated record
AAACGUCAUAAACAAUAAUACACCACCAUGUACGUGGAAUGCUCGUAGCGGACCACUCUCGAACGGUUCGAUAGAGUCAAAGUCAGAAGCGGGUAGAACGAGCGUAAAGUGUGAAAGAAAAGGCAACGAUAUCUCGAGUGGUCGGAUGCCGGAUGAAAGAUGGAAGGGGAUCGAGCAUCGUAUUCGACGUCCAACAGAAACUGGCAGCGUGGAAAUUAUCGGGUCCGCGGCGGAAGACGAAGAAAACGAAGGCGGAAGCCGUGGGGCGAGAGGAUCGCGGACUGGACCAGGGCUCUGAUAGCCUUCCUCUUCAGCAACGUCGGUAUAGUGUGCCUGGUGGUCGGAUAUACCAUAGCCGGGGCCUUCCUCUUCACCCACAUCGAGGGUAGAAACAACCUGGACAUCGUCGGGGACGUGAUCAGGUUGAGGAACGUGACAGCUGCCACCCUCUGGGAGCUUACGUCCAAGGAGAACGUGUUUUCCGAGAGGAUCUGGAAAGCGAAAGUGAAGACGAUCCUCGAGAACUAUCAAAAGAAAAUGGUAAUGGCCAUAAAGAACGGCUACGAUGGCGGGGAGGAAAACAAAAGGUGGAGCUUUGCUGGAGCGUUUCUCUAUUCUCUUACAGUGAUCACGACUAUCGGUUACGGAAACAUUUGUCCAAAGACGAAAUGGGGCAAAGUGGUGACCAUAGUGUACGCCAUAAUAGGCCUGCCACUUUUCUUGCUGUAUCUAAGCAACAUCGGUGACAUUCUUGCGAAAAGCUUCAAAUGGACCUACGCUCGUUGCUGUCUGUGCAAAUGUCGCAGAAGGCCAUUAGAGGCGACGCCAAGAGGAAAUACUCACGAUAACGCGGAUGUAAGGAGGAAUCAUUGGCAAAUGGUCGACAUAGAUGGAAGAGAAGUUGAUUCGUUCAGCGUGGACAAGAAUAUUUCCUCGGAAAAACACGAUACGAAAGAGGAAAAUGACGAUGACAGUAGUAGCAGUAGCUACGAUCCUCAACAAGUCACUGUACCUUUGACACUAUGUGUCGCCAUAAUGGUCGGGUACAUUUGGGCCGGAGCCAUCUUGUUUUCCGAAUGGGAAGACUGGAACAUGUUGGACGGUUCUUAUUUCUGCUUCGUCUCCCUGUCGACCAUAGGUUUCGGCGACAUCGUGCCGGGUGACAAAAUCUACGCGGCCCAGGGCCUCGAUUUAUCCUUCAUCUUCUGCUCCAUGUACCUAAUGCUCGGUAUGGCAUUGAUCGCGAUGUGCUUCAACUUGAUGCAAGAGGAAGUGAUCGCGAAGGUGCGCGCGUUCGUGCGUACCAUUAAAUACAUAUUCCGAUGCGACAGGUGACCAUAACCGGUCUCAGCCACGUUCUGCUCCUCUACGACGCUCGGUAAUUAUAACGUAAAAUCGAAAAAUGGCCGGAUUUCCAGUGGUCGAUUUCAUCCCCUUACUGCAGUGAAUUUGGGCAGCAAAGAAAAUUACACGAUACAUACCUGUAUUUCACGUACCUCUAUAUAUCCCCAGAGUUCUGUAAUUUUUUCAAUUUGCGAACUGGGUACUUUACCACGUUAGACAAAUUCGCUACGGAACAUUUCACCGAAGAAAUCGAAAACUAGAAAAGAAAAAAAAAAGCACCAAAAUUCCUACGUUUCCCUACGCUGCGAAUUAAUUUGUAGCAAGUUUCACGACAGGAUCACGAUGACGAUUCGAUAACUCGGUAUCGAACGGAAUUUGCGUUAUGCCAUAAUCUCGCCUUAGAGAAAACCACAGGAAUCCUUGGGACGCGAUAAAUACGAUAUACGCGCGAGCUAUUUUCGAAAAAAUGUGCUGUCUUCCGGCGAAAGCACGCGGCGCGAAGAAACGAGGAGAGAAGUUGUUUCUCUCGGCGGCGAAUCGCAGAAUAGAUAAAGAAGAAGCAAAAAGAAGAUAGUAGGUGAAAAAUGAAGCCUUCUUUCGAGAGGAAAUAUAAUGGGGGCGUGAAACGAUCGAUCGACGGGAAUUUAGCGCGCCGAAAGAUCGAGCUGAAACGCUCGUUUACGCUUUCAAAGACAUUGCUUUCAUUUCCUCCGAGCGAUGGAAUAUCCAGCCGGGGCAAAGAAAAGCGUUAAAAAUGGAAGAUUUCAUUAUUAUGCGACACCGUCUACAGUUUCAUUAAAUACCCAAGUUAUUAACCGGGGUUAUUAAUUUUGUUCCUCGCUUUUGUUCUUAUUACGAGAUUUAUAAUUGCAUGGAAAAUUGUGGAUGGAUGCGAUUAAAAUCUUUCUCAUUUUGUUCUCGAAGAACGAGAUUUAACAAUCUGGCCACCCUUGCACGAUAAUUAACCAAAUAAUAAUUAUAGAAAUUGGAAACUAGAAGCACAUUCACAUCGGCAGACGCGAAUCGACGUCUUGUGUUUUUCGAGCGUUACCGACGGCAGACGUAAAACGACGUUUUUUAUCUUUUUCAAGCGUUGCCGCAUAUUCCAUUUGCAUACUUGUCUUGCAAAAUUGCGCGGGAGAGAAGACUAGAUGCUCACGGCAGCGUACCAACGUCAAAGUCUUAAUUAGGAUCGCUUUGGCUAUGAUAAGUAGCGAAAUAAAAGAGUCGAUAAACUCUUCCGGUAUUCAUCCAA